Sinocyclocheilus anshuiensis is the source of this 960-nucleotide messenger RNA. RefSeq names its product fucolectin-3-like. NCBI's taxonomy places the organism in Eukaryota, Metazoa, Chordata, Actinopteri, Cypriniformes, Cyprinidae. The record is from RefSeq and is a predicted model, not a curated record.
AUGGAAAUACACAUGUUUUUCAUACUUUGGAUUUUUGUGAUGCCUUAUUUUACAGACUCAACUGCAGCUAAAGCCAGAAAUCUUGCUUUAUAUGGCAAGGCCACACAUUCAGACCUGGUUGAGAAUCCUUGGUCAGCAGAUGGCCAUGCCAGUAAUGCUAUUGAUGGAAAUCAUGACUCACAUUAUGAUCAUGGAUCCUGUACUGCUACUACAAUGCAAAAUGACCCAUGGUGGAGGUUAGACUUACUAGACAAGUAUGUAGUGACCUCCAUAACUAUCACCAACCGAAAAGACUGCUGUCUUGAACGGCUUGAUGGAGCUGAGAUACACAUUGGGAACUCUCUGCUGAACAACGGCAACAGCAAUCCUUUGGCUGGAAAGAUUUCAUCCAUUCCAGGUGGGAGAUCCCUCACUUUCAAAUGGAAGAAAGGCAUUCCAGGCCGUUACAUCAAUGUGGUCAUACCUGGAUCUAAUCGACUUCUUACCCUCUGCGAGGUCGAGGUUUAUGGUUAUCCAGCUCCUGAUGGUGAAAAUGUGGCUUUAAAAGGGAAAGCUACACAAAAAAACGUCCUUGAAAACGGUUUUGCAUCCAAUGCCACUGAUGGGAACAAAGAUGGUGAUUACAAUCAUGGAUCCUGUACCCUCACCCAAAAAAAACUCAAUCCCUGGUGGAGACUGGACCUACUAAAAAGGCACAAAGUGUUUUCAGUAGUAAUAACAAACAGAGAAGAUGGCUUUUCUGAAAGAUUAAAUGGGGCAGAAAUCAGAAUUGGGAACAGUCUGGACAACAACGGCAAUAACAAUCCCAGGUGUGCUGUGAUCUCUUCCAUUCCUCCUGGUUUUUCCUCCACCUUUGAAUGUGAUGGGAUGGAAGGACGUUACAUUAAUGUUGUUAUUCCUGGACGGCAAGAAUAUCUUACACUGUGUGAGGUUGAAGUGUAUGGAUCACCACUGGAUUGA